AAACUUAGAAUAAUAUAUAUUCUUUGAAAUUAUGAAUAAUCUUUUCGUUUUGGUCGUUGUAAUUGCUUUGAGUGUGGGAUUGAACAACGGUAGCAGACUCUUUCCAAAAAACCAAUUAUAUUUUAGAAACUCUUUUAGCAGAAAUACUGAAGUUCUUACGGUUCAUUGCAAAUCUGAAAAAGACGAUCUCGGUAUUCACACAGUGCAACGUUCUUACGUAUAUACUUUUAAGUUUGGGGAUAGCUUUUUCGGUUCGACUGAGUUUGUCUGUACACUAAAGCAUGGGGUUCGUUCUAAAUAUUCUGUAACAUUUACUGCAUAUAAAGAGAAUCCUUCUUUUUAUAUAAGAACCGGUGUCGUUAGAGUUUGGGAGGCUUUAGAUGAUGGGAUCUACCUCACAGAUGAAGAUCAUCAUUUUGAGAAAAUGUAUGAUUGGUAAAAUCUAUCUUUACUCUUGAUGUCCAUAGAUUUCAAGAUAUAAAUUAUAAGAGAAUAUUACUUAAUAUAUUGGAUCUUCGAAAUUAUAUGCAAAUAAUUCACUUCUUCAUCUUCCGUUAUAUUACAAUUUUAUUCUCUACUCUAAUGUAUGUUUGAUACGACUUCAGUAUUUCAGAGAAUUGUUUUAUUGGAUUAUAUAACUUUGGAUUAGUUAUUGAUGGAUCAUGGUUAAGUAAGGACAUGAAU
Arabidopsis lyrata subsp. lyrata is the source of this 684-nucleotide messenger RNA. Its product is annotated as S-protein homolog 7. The record is from RefSeq and is a predicted model, not a curated record. NCBI's taxonomy places the organism in Eukaryota, Viridiplantae, Streptophyta, Magnoliopsida, Brassicales, Brassicaceae. Bases 32 to 439 code for a protein of 135 amino acids. The transcript has a single exon.